Messenger RNA from Beta vulgaris subsp. vulgaris (sugar beet), 2417 nucleotides. Its product is annotated as subtilisin-like protease SBT1.4. Gene Ontology annotation, biological process: proteolysis. The record is from RefSeq and is a predicted model, not a curated record. NCBI's taxonomy places the organism in Eukaryota, Viridiplantae, Streptophyta, Magnoliopsida, Caryophyllales, Amaranthaceae. The coding region runs from base 16 to 2331 and encodes 771 amino acids. The transcript is spliced from 3 exons. Gene Ontology annotation, molecular function: serine-type endopeptidase activity.
AACCACACAAGAAAAAUGGCCACUCUUUACUCAAUCCUAUCAUUAGUUCUCCUGUUUUUCUCCCUACUUUUGUCUCCAACGCAAUCAAAAUCCAACUUCAUAGUGCACGUACUAAAUUCCCACAACACAGCCAACUUCUCAGCCCAUAAAUGGCACUCUUCCAUCCUCCAAACUCUCUCCUCCUUGGGCUACAAUAAUACUCUUAACAUUCCCAAGCUCAUCUAUUCCUACACUCACUCUGCCACUGGCUUUGCCGCCUCAUUGUCGGCUGCGCAGGCAGCCGAACUUCGUUCGCACCCUGCUGUGCUGUCCAUAAUCCCUGAUCAGGUCCAUCAGGUCCAGACAACCCGCACCACUCAGUUCUUGGACCUGUCUGAGGGGUCGGGGCUGUGGCCCCAAAGUGACCAAGGGUCCGAGAUAAUUAUCGGAGUAAUAGACACAGGCAUCUGGCCUGGGCACCGUAGCUUCUCCGACGUAGGCUAUGGUCCCGUUCCUACAACUUGGAAGGGUUCCUGCCCCGUGGGGGACCCUGAUUUUCCGGCUGGUUCAUGUAACAAGAAACUAAUUGGCGCCUAUGCUUUCUACGCCGGGUACGAAGCCAACUACGGACGACUCCCACGCAAAGAGCGCAAGUCACCAAAAGACUACAACGGGCAUGGGACACACUGUGCAUCUAUCGCUGCAGGAUCAAAGGUUGUUAACGCGGCAUUAUUUAAUUACGCCAAAGGCACAGCUCGCGGGGUGGCAACCAAGGCUCGCAUUGCGGCCUACAAGGCCUGCUGGGGCUCCGAAUGCCAAGAUUCUGAUAUACUGGCUGCCAUGGAUAAGGCCAUCAAAGAUGGUGUACAUAUAAUUUCUGCCUCCAUAGGGUCGUUUCCGGCUGUCCAAUAUGACUUUUCUGCAAUUGCCAUCGGUUCAGCUCAUGCCGCACAGAGCGGGGUGCUGGUUUCUUCCGCUGCUGGCAACGAUGGACCAGGCCGUGGGACUGUCUCAAAUGUUGCACCAUGGAUGUUGGUCGUUGGAGCUUCCAGCAUUGAUAGGCAGUUCGAAGCAGAUGUAACCUUGGCAGAUGGUAGGACUUUUAGCGGGGUAACUCUAUAUCCUGGAGAUCCUUCAGCAGAUGCCCAGUUUUUACCAAUUGUUACUGGGGAAAAUAGCGGCAGUAAGAAUUGCAAACGAGGUCAGCUUCAAAAAACAAAAGUAAAGGGCAAGAUAGUGGUAUGUGAAUAUGGAAAGAUCGCUGACACUGAAAUGAGUUACUCAGUUCAAGAAGCUGGAGGUGCAGGAAUGAUUCUAAUUAACGACGCUAACUGGGGUGCAGAGUUAAGAUCUCAAGCCUAUUUCAUCCCCGCUGUCAUGGUGAGUUAUAGUGCAGGGGAUGCAAUAAAAAAAUAUGCUUCAACGCCUACUAUUAAAACAUCAGCCAAGAUCAAAUUUCGUGGUACGGUGACAGGGUCCGCUACACCCUCAUCCCCAAGGGUCGCGGCAUUCUCUAGCCGCGGCCCGAAUAUAGUUAACACUGAAAUCCUGAAGCCUGAUGUUAUAGCCCCAGGGGUUAAUAUCCUAGCUGCUUGGAGUGGAGCUGCUGGUCCUACUGGACUAGACUUCGACACGAGAAGGGUGGAGUUCAACAUCAUCUCAGGGACAUCUAUGGCCUGCCCACAUGUUAGUGGCUUGGCUGCUAUGCUAAAAAAGGCUCACCCCACUUGGACCCCUGCAGCUAUCAUGUCUGCUAUUAUGACCACGGCUUAUAACAUUGAUAGUACCGGUAAAGAGAUCAUAGAUGUUUCGACAUUAUUGCCAUCCACGCCAUUUGUUCGUGGCUCAGGCCAUAUCGAUCCCAACAAGGCCGUAGAUCCAGGCCUAGUAUACGACUUACAAGUUAGCGACUAUAUAGCAUUUUUAUGCACAGCCGGGUAUACCAAGAACAUGAUUCGUGUUAUAUUUAAAGCGCCUGCUGUUAUCGAUUGUGCUUCACAAAAGCUGUCUAGCCCUGGUAAUCUGAAUUACCCUUCAUUUUCAGUUGUGUUUAGGGGUGCCACAAAUAAAGUAAAAUACACUAGGGUGGUGAAAAAUGUUGGGAGCUCAAAGAAUGCAGUUUACAAAGUUAAUGUGAAGGCGCCUUUAAAUGUACAGAUCAGUGUUGCUCCAAGUACACUUACCUUCACUUCAACAGUCCAAACGUUAUCCUAUGACAUAACCUUUACCAGUACAAGUAGAGGAGCAUCGAGUUUUGGGUCGAUCGAGUGGAGUGAUGGAAAUCAUCAUGUAAGGAGUCCCAUUGCAAUACAAUGGAAGAGUGCUGAACAAGAAUUUCUUGCUUCGAUCUAAGUUUGGCUCCUUAACAAAUUUAUGUAUUGUACCAUGUUCUUAAACUUGUUUCUAAGGGCAGGUUCUUAAUAAUAACAGUUGUUGCU